This is a messenger RNA of Saccoglossus kowalevskii, 1419 nucleotides long. RefSeq names its product protein SpAN-like. NCBI's taxonomy places the organism in Eukaryota, Metazoa, Hemichordata, Enteropneusta, Harrimaniidae. Gene Ontology annotation, molecular function: zinc ion binding; metalloendopeptidase activity. The record is from RefSeq and is a predicted model, not a curated record. Gene Ontology annotation, biological process: proteolysis.
AUGCCGGGGCAGUUUCCAGAAUUGAGAGUGGGGCUGGGACAGACUGGUGUCAACUGCAUGUUGGAUACUGACAUUAAAGUGUCCACUGUCACUGAACAUUUCUUGAAUAAACACCUCGCUCAAGAAAGAGAACUGGUAGAUGUUCCAAAUUUUUUCGGCAAAGAUGAAGAUGAUAAUGGGUACUAUGAUAUAAUAAAACACCAUAUCAUCACCAUUGAUGAUAAGCCAGUCAAUGCGCCCUAUAGAAGAGUUGAACCACAGCAAUGGGUCGAGAAUGAAAGGUUAGUGGAUUCAGAUGGUAAUUUCGAGUAUGAUAUAAAACUAACACCGGCACAGCUUGCCAUGAUAGAAGAAGAUAUAACAGCCCAGAGCAGUGGCGUAGAAGCUAGAAAGGCUCAUGGUCAUAUUGCGGCACGUUGGCCAGGUGGCGUUAUUCCCUAUGAUAUUUCGUCUUCAAGCCAAGAUGACAUUACUGAAAUACAAAAUGCUCUUUCCUACUGGGAGAGACUCACGUGCCUUCAGUUCCCGCAAUAUGACCCAGCAAACCCAGAACACACAGCGAGAAUACAGUUUAUAAAAGGAGUCGGAUGCUGGUCUAUGGUUGGACGUAUUGGUAACGAAGCUCAAAAUAUUUCGAUAGGAACCGGUUGUGCAAGUAAAGGAAUUAUUGUACAUGAAGUUGGCCAUGCAAUAGGAUUAUGGCAUGAGCAAAACCGUCCGGAUAGAGAUAAUUAUGUUAUAAUAAACGAGGAAAAUAUUAUACCUGAUGCAAUCCUCAACUUCCACAAAUUUGGGACCACGACAGCUGAAACAUACAACGUGCCAUACGACGAAUUCAGUGUCAAUGGUCUGAACACAAUAGAUGCAAUUAACGCGGAUGAUCAAUCAAAAAUGGGUAACCGUGAUUACCUUACCGAAGCUGAUAUUGAGAUAGUUAAUAUCAUGUACAGUUGUCCAUAUGACCAAUAUUGCUAUUCCGGUUGUCCUUGGUCUGAUGAUGGUGAAUGCGACGACGGUGGAGUUAUGUCCGUGUACAAUGUAUGUAGCUAUGGCUCAGACUGUUCAGAUUGUGGAAUUAGACCUCAUCCACUAUGCAAUAACGCUUGCAAAUGGAAUGCCGAUGGUAUGUGUGACGACGGGGGCCCUAACUCUAUCGUCAAUGUAUGUGAUUAUGGUAGCGACUGCAAAGACUGUGGAGUUAGAUCUGAUGCAAUCUGUGACACAUAUUGUUACUACAAUAAUGAUGGCGAAUGUGAUGAUGGUGGUCCAAAUUCAGAUUGGAUGGAUUGUCCCCUUGGAUCUGACUGUAUAGAUUGUGGAGUUAGAGUUGGGGCGACAAAACGAUCUCUGAAGAAAGAAGUGCCACCGAAAAAGACGAGUGAUGGGAAAAAGAAAAAAGCUACUUCUUCAGAGAACUGA